GUUGGGCGUAAGACUCCUUAAAAGUAACGUUUAUUUAUUAAAUUUCGAUCUCACUCGUGAUUAUAAGUUUUAAGUGAAGUAAAUCCAAAGAAAACCCCAAUUUUCGAUUAAGUUGUUUAUAAAGUGACAUCUGUGUAAAAAAAAAGUUACUAGGCAGUUUAGUGACUGUCGUGUAAGCUGGUAAAAGCUUUGUGCCUUGAUAAACUGUAACUUGAAUUAAAUGUAAUAAAAAGUGCCUUACAAACCCAAAGAAAACUUAUUUGGUGUUUAAAGUGAUGUGUUUCAUCUGUUAGUAAAGGAAAAUAGCGGAUGAGUCCCGUAAACAACAGAAAAACAAUUCAAAUAUGUAAACAUAGGUAAAACCUAUUGUAAUGUUGCCGCAUAGUACCUUAAGAACAAUAAAAGUUUUUCUUAGUGUCUGUGAGGUAUUUUAGUUCUGUUCAAAAUGAAACUUUAUUAUUUAUUUUCAAUUUGGUUUUUACUGGUUACUUUCUGCUAUGCACAAUCCGGGCAAGAACGAGAUAAAAACCUUAAACCCAGAUUUACGCAUUGUUCCACUUACAAUGUGAGCAUAAAAGAAGAACAGGGUCGGAUACCGGUGGUUAAGGUAAAAGCCGAAGACAACGAUCCGCCAGAGGCCGGCGGCACAAUCACUUAUAAAUUGGUGCAACGCGACGGCGAGCGUCAAUACUUUCAAAUCGACAAUGUGACAGGUCAAAUAACUACUUUGUUGCCCUUUGACCGCGACGAACCGACCCGACAGAAGGAGAUUUACAUCACUGUGCAGGCGACUGACAACGGUAGGCCUGCUCUUGCCGAUAUUUGCACCAUUAGGGUGACAAUAACCGAUAUCAACGACAACGAUCCUAGCUUUGAUUCUAUCGAGUAUAUGCCCAAUGUUGCGGAAGAUGCCAGAGUUGGCUCUACGGUGGCCAAAAUUUUUGCCUACGAUAUCGAUGACGGCGAUAACUCCAGACUGACCUACUCUAUCAACGAUAGAGGUUCGUUUUCCGAGUACUUCAAGAUUGACAAAGAUACUGGGGUUUUGACUCUAAAUAAAUCGCUGGUGGGUAUGAGGGAUAGCGAGCCUUUUAGAAGUAAUAUCGAGGUGCACGAUAACGGUGUGGAUCCCAAACGAUCAGAGGUGCCUAUCAGCGUUAAGGUUGUGGGUUCCGAUAAACGCUUGCCGAUGAUUCUAACGCGACAAGACGGUAAUGUUAAAGUGUUGCCAGAGAAUUUUAAUAAUUACGACGAACCGUUGUUCGAAAUAAAUGCACAAUCUAAUAUCGACGACAAGGAGGUUGUUUUUGAGUUGAUUAAGGGCAAAACGGCGCAAACAAACAAGGAUCAAACGUUUAUUUUGACACCCGAUAAUGAUAAUGAGAACGCUGUUAUUAAAUUAGGUAGGCCUUUAGACUACGAAUUGGUGACCGAAUACACACUAACUGUUCGUGUUAAGAAUAAAGACCAAAUGGAGGCUACGGCGACGUUUUUAAUUACCGUUACCGAUGUAAACGACGAAAUUCCUGCGUUCAUAGACAUAAUCAAAGGCAGUGUUAUAGAAAACGAGCAUGCCGGUCAGAAAGCAAUGCAAGUUAGAGGGUUGGAUAAAGACGGCACCUCUGAAAACAACAUCGUCAAAUACUCCAUUGAAGGUGAAGGUUCCGACAAAUUCGAAAUAGAUCCCGACAGUGGUGCCAUAAAAUCUCUUGUAGUAUUCGAUAGAGAAGAAAUUAACUUGUACCACAUUAAAAUCAAGGCUUAUGACAACUCUCCAAGUGCUCUAACAAAAAUUGGAGAACCCAAUAGUGUUAUCCAACAGUUCCAAAUCAUUGUCGAAGAUAGAAACGAUAAUAAACCGAAGUUUACACAAGCCUACUACCGUUUCGAUCUAAUAUCCGAAAGCACUGAUGUCGGUAAAGAUGUCGGGGAAGUAAAGGCCGAUGAUAAAGAUGCCGCCUCACUUAUCAAGUACAGCAUUAUCAAAGGCGACGAUGAUCAUCACUUUUAUAUCGAAGAUACCACCGGUCGUAUCAAAGUAUACGCCAAGUUGGAUUAUGAAAAAACCGAGAAGUACGAACUUGUUGUAAGAGCUCACGACGGAAUCUACGAAGAUGAAACCAACGUUAUAAUAAACAUAAAGGACGAAAACGAUGAGCUUCCGCAGUUCGAAGAUUUUGACAAGACAAUCACCUUAGAAGAAGAAACGCCUUAUACCGACUGCAUCAUAACAGUUAAAGCUUACGAUCCCGAUAUCAAAGAUCGCUCAGCUGAUCAACACAUAGUCUAUGACGUACAAAACAGCAAGAACUUUAUUGAUGUCGAUCAAUAUGGUUGCGUUAAGUUGAAGAAACCUUUGGACAGGGAUCCCCCAAAUGGCGCUGAAACAAGACAAGUGUUCAUACAUGCCUAUGAUAAUGACGGCCAUCUGCCAUACCAAACCAACUUCACUGAGCUGCUAAUUAUUUUAAAGGAUGUCAACGAUAACGCUCCGUAUCUUAAUGUGAGUGAGGUAAUCUGGUACGAAAAUGAAGACCCAGGUCAAAUAACGGUGCUGAGCGCUGACGAUAACGAUAGCAACGAAAACGGACCUCCGUUUGUCUUUGAAAUCGAGGAUUCGGCUUCUGAUGAAAUCACCGGGAAAUUCGGUAUGGAAAAUGGAAAAAUAUUGGUUGCCAAAGUGUUUUUCGACAGAGAAGAAAAGAAGUUCUAUGAUAUCCCGAUUAAAAUUAUGGAUUCCGGCGAACCGACUCAAACCAGUCACAAUAAUAUUCUGCGCGUUGUUAUAGGCGAUAAGAACGACAAUAAGGCCAAAGAUGGCGAAAGCGAAAUUUUCGUCUACAAAUACGAGGAGUUUAAGCAAGACAUAGCGAUCGGUAGAGUAUACGUAAACGAUCCCGACGACUGGGAUUUGAACGAUAAAACUUUCUUGUUAACUGAUGGCGAUCAGUCGUCUUUCUACCUCAGUCAAACCGACCACAGUAUGAUUAUAAUGAAGAGCACAACAAGCGAAGGUGCUUACGAUUUGGAAUUCCAAGUUACGGAAACGCACGAACCGAUAAUUUCGACCCACACCGUAACUGGCAAAGUGCACGUAAUAGUGAAAGCACUGCCUAAGGAAGCCGUCCAGAAAUCGGGAUCUAUAAGGUUAAACCACACGACAAUCGAGGGUUUUAUUGACAAAGAAAACGGUAUGAAAAGCAAGAAAGAUAUACUGCAAUUUGAGAUCGCGAGAAUUUUAAAUACUUCCAGAGAAAAUGUUGACGUGUUUACCGUUUUAAAUAGUGGUAAGGAGUUGGUUGACGUUAGAUUUUCUGCGCAUGGUUCUCCUUAUUAUUACCCGGAAAAGCUCAAUAACAUCGCAACAUCGAAUCAAAAAGAUUUAGAAACAAAAUUAAACGUAGACUUUGAGAUGAUUAGCAUUAAUGAAUGCGUUAACAUCUCUGUAUGUCCUGGUAAAGACUGCGUCAGUCGAUUGGCAAUAAAAGAAGAACCCGCUGUUGUUUUCACCAAUAAAACAUCUUUUGUUGGCGUGAAAGCCAUAACCGAAGCAUUAUGCGAUACGUGCGAAAGACCAAACAAGGAAUGCCUUAACGGCGGAACCAGUAUUGACAACGAUGUGUGCAGCUGUCCUCCAGGAUUUGAAGGACCUCACUGCGAAGUCCUUGGAAUCGGUUUUACAGGAUAUGGCACUGCUACCUACGAACCUUUCGAUUCCUGCAACAACACCGAAAUAUUAAUGUGGAUCACGCCUCAAAGCGAUAACGGUUUGAUUUUCUAUCAAGGACCUUUGGUCGCCAGUCAAAGUAAACUCUCCAAGGACUUUAUAUCUCUCGAAUUGGAAAAGAACAAUUUGUACUUAAAGUUGAAUCUUGGAGAUGAAGUUAUCCAGGUUAGAUCCGACAAAGCACUAAAUGAUGGAAGCUCGCAUAAAAUCAGAAUCAGAUUGACAUCUAACGAUGUCGAAUUGGAGAUCGACGAUUGUAAAUCCAACUGCAUUAAAUUGAAUGUCAUUAAAAGUCAACGAUUAUUAAGAACAAACGGUCCAUUGCAACUUGGCGGUCUUAAAUUUAGAUUCCAAGAGGAAGCGAAAACGAUCUGGUCGGAUCCUCCGGUAAUGAACGACCAAUUUGCCGGUUGUAUUAAGAAUUUGUCUUACAAUGGUUAUCUGUACAACCUUGGACAACCAUCUGACCACAAACAGGCCAUAAGCGACUGCAAUUAUCUCAUGAAACAAGCUGUUACUUUGGGAAGAGAUUCUCUGGUUGCUAUAUUAGUUUGCAUCGGCGUUAUGAUAAUUUUGAUGCUGGCCUUGGUUGUGUACAGAAGAAAGCAAGACAACCUUUUGGAGAAGGAUAUGGACGACACGCGCGAGAACAUUAUCAACUACGAGGACGAGGGUGGCGGCGAAUGCGACACUAACUACGAUUUGACGGUUUUCAGGAACGACCUCGACGAGAAGCACAUGUUGCCAGAUGUACCCGCAGACAUCAGCAUGUUUUUGAAUACGAAAAAAGGAUCGUGCGAUAAGGAUCCAGAUAAUUUGCCUUACGACGAUGUUAGGCAUUACGCGUACGAAGGCGAUGGAAACAGUACCGGUUCUCUUUCUUCUCUGGCCUCUUGCACAGACGAUGGCGAUUUGAAUUUCAGUCAUUUGUCGUCGUUCGGCCCGCGUUUCAGGAAACUAGCGAACAUAUACGGAGAAGACGAAGACGACGAGGAAUCGGAAAACGGACACGAAGAAUCAUGGUGCUAAAUCAAAAUCAAAUGAACCCCUUUUUUCUUGUACUUAACUACAAUGUUUUACCAAAGAUACCGACGCAUAUUUUUGGAGAACUGACAAACUUUGUAAAUAAUGUUCGACUGACUUUUUUUGUUUCGUGUGUUUAAAAUAGUGCAUCAUACAUAAUUUUUUUAUUUGUAGGGGUGUGUUAUGAAAACAUGUAUUUAUUUUUUGACUAUAUUUUUUUUGUUGUGGCUAUACAUACAAACUUAGUCAAUUUUUUUGGCAACUUCCAACUACUAGGUACAAACGAAAUGAUAAUGUAAAUAAUUGUUUCUACCUAAUUAUUUUAUAAUUUUUUCUAAUUUUUCAUAAUGUUGUUAAAAUGUUUAAAUAUGGAAAUCUUGUGAUGAUGAGCAAAUAUUAAAAUGAUGGCCUUUUAUGCACUACCCUGUGAUACUUAGCAAGUGUAUAUACAAACUAAAAAAAAAUACCUUUUUUAUAUAAAAUUAUUAUUUUAUAUCGCAAUUAAUAAUAAAGUGCUCAACGAAAAAUUACGUAUUUUUGAGGCUCAGAUUAUGAAAAAUUAUCUACAAUUAUAAUUGAAAUGUAAGCAAAUUUUUAUAUGUAAAUUGACUUACGUAUUUAUACCUGUAAGUAUAAGUAAAAGGCAAUUAGGUAAAAAUUUGCAAUAGUUUAGAAAAAUACAUUGAAAAUAACGGCCAUUCAUAGUGCUUGUGGUUAAUAAAACCCUUUGCUUAAGGAGGAAUACCUAUUAUUGUUAAACAAAUUAUAUUUUUUCUGUUUUCUGUAGAUAAGGUAUUUUUAUACAAAUAUACAUAUAAUAAUAAUAUACACAUAUAUUUUUAUUAAGAUUUUUAUAUACGAUAAUAUGCUUUUAAACAACUUAAAACAUUCCUUAUAAAAUAUAUGUGAUUUCAGUUGGCAGCCAUAGUUAAGUAAUGUUAGUGUCGAGAAGCUAAAAUAUAAAACUACCUAUUUGUUAUGCUAUUUUAAUAAGCAGUUUUAUUUAAUUUUGCUUUCUCAGGGCAGAUUUGAUCUCUACAUGAGAAAAUUUAAGUUAUAAUAUGUAUUUUAAAUUUAUAUAUAGUAUUAUUACGCGUUCGUGAACAAAUUUAUUCGUUUAUUUCAUUAUUAGCAAUUAUGUUAGUUUGGCCCAUUUGUAAAAAUAUUUUCCUCACUGCCAUUUAUAUUAUAGUUUCUUUUUUAAAUAUAAACU
Messenger RNA from Brassicogethes aeneus, 5963 nucleotides. The record is from the annotation of a GenBank genome assembly. NCBI's taxonomy places the organism in Eukaryota, Metazoa, Arthropoda, Insecta, Coleoptera, Nitidulidae.